AUGCUGCUAACAAACGACGGAGACAACGGCGCAGAAAGUCAGGCCAACGACUACGAUGACGCAGAGAGUCAAACACAAGAUGAUGAGUGUUAUGAUGAUGAACCUGGAUCGACCAAUGGCAAUGAUUUAACAAUUGUACCGAGACGAAACUACCCCAAGUUAGAAAUGAGUGUAAAUAAUAAUACCGUUAGUCAAAAUUUGCAAAGCAGAAUCCGUAUGCAGAACAAAAACAACAAUGGAGAGACACAGCAAUAUGUAGAACGGCAAUCUACGAAUGAUGUGCAUAGUGAAGACUACGAUAACAAUAAAGAUAAUAUUACAUGUCUGCAGUCACGGUACAACGAGGCUCUCCAUGUGCCAAAAUUUGCAAUGAAUUUCAGAGACAUAGAAGACACAAUAAGAAAUUUUGAUGGAAGUAAGAAUUUGUCAAUUCGCUCGUGGUUGGAGGAAUUUGAGGAGAAUGCCAGAGUUAUGUGUUGGGAUGAAUUUCAAAUGUUUAUUUUUGCAAAACGUUCUUUGAAAGGCUUAGCAAAAUUGUUUAUAUCAACUGAGAGGGGCAUAACAUCAUAUCAACAAUUAAAGAAGGCUUUGUUAGACGAAUUUGAUACCGUGGUAAAAAGUUGUCAACUUCACAAAAUGUUGAUGGAAAGGAAAAUGUCAAAAAAUGAGACCGUUGAAGAGAAAAAAGGUAAACAGGAAGGGGAAUUACACACGAUUCCAAAGGGCGAUAUACCACUGCAAACGUAUCACAUCGAUCAUUUAGGACCGUUAGAGUCAACAAGUAAGAUGCAUAAUCAUAUUUUUGCUGUCAUCGACGCGUUCACAAAAUUUUGCUGGCUCUAUCCAACGAAAACAACAUCUGCGCGAGAAGUAAUAACUAAAUUGCAACAACAAAGCUUAACUUUUGGAAAUCCUGUCAACGUAAUCUCAGACCGUGGUUCAGCUUUCACUAGCGAAGAUUUUAAAAACUAUUGUGACACGGAGAACAUUAAUCACAUGAAAAUAACAGCAGGUCUUCCGAGAGCAAAUGGACAAAUCGAACGACUAAACUCAGUUAUCAUCUCCGUUUUAUCAAAACUAAGCAUAGCAGACCCUACGAAAUGGUACAAAUAUGUUGGUGAUGUACAAAGAAUAAUAAACUCAACAUACCACCGUAGAAUCAAGAGUACUCCAUUUGAACUGUUAGUUGGUAUUAAGAUGAGAACAAAAGAUGACGUCAAAAUUAAGGAGCUAAUCGAAGAAGAGUUUAUGAGGGCAUACGAUGAAGAUCGAAAUGAAUUACGACAGAAAGCUAAACAACAAAUAUUGGAUGUUCAAGCUGAAAAUGUGAGAACGUAUAAUUUUCGACGCAGAGCUGCUACAAAAUAUAAGAUUGGUGACUUAGUUGCUAUUAAAAGAAUCCAACUUGGCGGAGGUCUAAAAUUAAAGCCGAAAUAUUUAGGUCCAUAUCGUAUCAUCAAAGUCAAGCCUAACGAUACAUAUGAUGUCAUAAAAUGCGGUAACAAUGAAGGCCCUAAGCAGACGACAACUUGUGCUGGAUUCAUAAAGCCCUGGCCCAGAGGAGAAUAUGACGACGAUGAACUAUUUUCGCAGGAUGGCCGAGUUGUGGAAACAGAAGUUUGA
Musca domestica (house fly) is the source of this 1623-nucleotide messenger RNA. RefSeq lists its product as uncharacterized. Gene Ontology annotation, molecular function: nucleic acid binding. NCBI's taxonomy places the organism in Eukaryota, Metazoa, Arthropoda, Insecta, Diptera, Muscidae. Bases 1 to 1623 code for a protein of 540 amino acids. The transcript has 2 exons. The record is from RefSeq and is a predicted model, not a curated record. Gene Ontology annotation, biological process: DNA integration.